This is a messenger RNA of Dibothriocephalus latus, 306 nucleotides long. NCBI's taxonomy places the organism in Eukaryota, Metazoa, Platyhelminthes, Cestoda, Diphyllobothriidea, Diphyllobothriidae. The record is from the annotation of a GenBank genome assembly.
AUGCGUCCCCAUUUACGUGUGCCACGCGCUACUGAGUCCGAAUUCAUUUACCCGGAUCUCGGGACGCUAAUUGGCAACCUUGCCAUCUGUGGCGAUGAACACGUGUUUAUGACCCAAAAGCGCUCCAAUUUCCUUUGUGAGGAAAAACCUCACAGAUUUGGUCUCGCCUUCUAUCCCAUCUUAACUCGGGAUAUGGUUGUGAGACUGCUCCAAGCUGACCAGGCGUACCUGUCCGAGGUGGUAGUUUACGAUCCCGCCAACCAGCUUGGUCUCGUAGACGAUGCGGAGUACAGCCACAGAAGGUAA